GCUUUGUGCGUGCGAGCUUUGGGGGGCUCAAUAAAAACGCAACUGAUUCCCCAGGUUUCAGUCACUCUUGUCUUGGUCCUCAGUGAAUGCUGCCUCCAAUCUCCCCGGACAGAUCCAACCAAUCCAAUCAAUAAUCUUGUGUGUUUUUCAUCCCUCCUUGUCUCGCGCGCUAGCCGAGACUCAUCAUCCCUUGCGACACUACUACACUGGCACACUACCAUCAUCACUACACCAUCUUGCCCCCCAUCCGUCUAUUCCCUUCAAAACUUCCGUCUCAAAAAUGCCCCGCGUAACCAGAAGCUCCGCCAAAAACGGCCCCGGCGGGCUAUUUGACUUUAUCGGCGUCGCCAUAGCCAAUGGAAACGUCAAGUACGAUAUCCCCGAACAGUACCAACAUCUCUUGCCGUCGAACCUCCACCAACAAGAAGCCAACAACGCUGAACCCCUUUUCAUUCACUCAAGUGCAAAGGGAACAUAUGUAGAAAAGGGCAAGAACAGGAAAACCGCUGCCAUUGCUGAAAGAGCUGAAAAGGUCACUGCUGUCGCCUCUGCCCAUGCUACCAAGGUCAUCGCAGCCAAGCAGGGCAAGGGCGGCUUGGAUAUCAAUAUUGUUUUGCCUGUUGGGGGUGGGGGUGUAGGUGUGGGUGUUAGUGUUGGUAAGGGAGGGAAGGGGAAGAGGAAGGUGCUUGAGGCUGGCAAGAAGGACGGUAAUAAGAAGAGGAAGUUGGAGAGGAUCGAGGAGGUCGAUGAUGAGCUAGUAGAAGACAGUGAGAAGGAGGAGGAGGAGGGGGAGGAGGAGAAAAAGAAGACCGGGGAAGAAGAUGACGAUGAUGACAAGGAGUAUGUACCUGAUGGCAAACCUCCGGCGAAGAAGAAGCAGAAGAGGAUUGUGAAGGAUACUCGGAAGAAAAAGCAGCAAAAGGUGGUUAAGGCUGCUGCUCCGAAGAGAGGGGGUAGAAAGAAGAAGGUUGAGGCUAAGGCUGAGGCUGGGGAUGAGGUUGAGGCUGCAGUUUUUGAGAAGAAGGAAGUGGAGGAGGAAGAGAAAGAGAAGGGAGGGGAGAAGGAGGUUAAAGAAACUGUCGAGCUUGAGGUGGCUGUGGUGGCUGUUGUGGAGGGUAACCAGGGUGAGGAAGAGGAGAAGAGAGAGGAGGGGGAGAAGGGAGAGGACGGUGGAGGUGAAGAUGAGGAUUAUGAGCAACAGGAUCGCAAUCCCGAUGCUGAGCCUGAAGAGUGAGUGAUGAGGAGUGACUUGGUGUCUCUUGUUCAGAGUUAAGGGUGCUUCGUUAUAGUAUAGGGAGGCUGGUCCUCGAAUUCAAGUAUAUUGGUUUGUGGUUUCG
Messenger RNA from Neurospora hispaniola, 1337 nucleotides. RefSeq lists its product as uncharacterized. NCBI's taxonomy places the organism in Eukaryota, Fungi, Ascomycota, Sordariomycetes, Sordariales, Sordariaceae. The transcript has a single exon. The record is from RefSeq and is a predicted model, not a curated record. The coding region runs from base 281 to 1234 and encodes 317 amino acids.